This is a messenger RNA of Parnassius apollo (apollo), 240 nucleotides long. The record is from the annotation of a GenBank genome assembly. Lineage: Eukaryota; Metazoa; Arthropoda; Insecta; Lepidoptera; Papilionidae.
AUGAAAGGAAAGGAGGGUGCGAUUAGGCGAGGUGAGGGUGUUGAGCGCGGCAAGAGGGACGAAGCGUCGACACGCGCUCUACGGUCAGCGAACGUUCGAAACCGCAGUAAUGAGGCCCGGCGGCGCGUGCGCCCGAUUCAACCUUCCUCAAUGCGACCGCAACUGACCCGCGCGCCACGCCACGAACGAAGUGCGCGCAACCGAGUGGUGGCUGCUUCCUUGCCUGCGCGCGUCGCUUGA